Hyalella azteca is the source of this 4097-nucleotide messenger RNA. RefSeq lists its product as uncharacterized. Lineage: Eukaryota; Metazoa; Arthropoda; Malacostraca; Amphipoda; Hyalellidae. The transcript is spliced from 10 exons. The record is from RefSeq and is a predicted model, not a curated record. Bases 386 to 3919 code for a protein of 1177 amino acids.
UGCUUUUAAAUUUGUAGGUUCAUUUUCUGGACGUUGCAACUAUAGGAACGCCCACAGCAAAGACUAAGUGCACGAUUACUCCCAACACGCAAAAUGCUUCUAUUGUGUGGUUCGUUGAACACGCUUGUAAAUUUAGAGAUUGAAUUUUAACACGCGUCGAUGCGACCGAAAUCGGAAACAUGGCUCGACAGUUCAAAUGCACAUUUUACGAGAUAUUUAUUAGACUGACAAUCUAAUGCGGCACACAUAAAUGGUAAGUUUCAUUGGCAUCGUCGGCAAGUAGUUUCAACUGUAAUAGUUACAUUUUUCACUAACACGUUAACACCACUUGCAUCUCCAAGCGAAUAGGUUGCAAAGAUAAUCUGUAUAGAUGUUUAAGCUUUAAAUGAAAGUUCAUGAUAGAGCUUUCAAGCUAGGGCAUAUAAUUAUGCUGCGCUGCAUCCUUCUUGUUCUCGUCUCGAUUUGGCCGGUGCUGGCCAUGCGAUCUUGUUUCCAAGGGCUGCAAAAAGAAUGUUCGAGCUACGAUCGCGAAUUUUCAGCCUGUCUCUGCGCUGCAGAUUCUACAAGAGAAGAACUAUGCUGCGACUUGAAUGGCCGGUCUGGGGUAAUCAGUCAUGACUCAGUGCGGUUCUUUGGAAAAGUGGUUGUGCGAGAUGCUGAAAAUUUGGAUUUCUAUCCUGACUGCAACAACCCUCAAAACAUCACAUUCAUCAACAUCAAGAAUGGAAGCUUCAAAAAUCAAGUUGGUGUCGCUCCGGUUCGGUGCCCAACUUUAGUUGACGUCCGUGAUUCGUUCUUCAAGAACUUCUGGCUGAUCAAUGGUCUAACAUUGUUUAAAGCCCAAGUCAAUGCAGUCGGGUGGGCAACUGAUUUUACGCACAUUCGGAUGGAUAACAGCACUGUAAAUUUGCUGUCAAACUUCUCAGUUAGUAACCCAGGUUGGAUAAAGAGAGAAUGUUUUACGAUGCAACAUUCUCUUAUCAACGAAGCUGUUCACAUCAACGUAGCUUGCGACGUUAUAAUGGAGAAUACUGUGCUGAAGUCCAUCCAACAUUCACGCUUCUCUCGAUCUCGAAUAACGAAUUCGACGUUUGAAAAAGUUCCAAAAUACGGCCUCACUUUCCUGCGAGGCUGGCACAGAAUGAGAGAAGUGACAUUCACGACGCUGGCUAAAGAGAGCCUCAUAUUUGCUUUCCAGUCAGACGUUUCGAUAGUAGGCUUAAAAAUAUUGAAGUGCGAAAUGCCAUGUAUUACAAUCGAGGGAGGCUUCAUUCACGCCACUAAUGUGUCUAUAAGUGGUGAGUUGAUACCUAACUUUUUGAGUAGUGGAUACGUAAAACACGUGCCGUCAGAGGAAUUUCGGAUGGUGAGAACAACCGACGUCUCGUGCCGCGCUGGGUCUUCGAAACUCGUCUGCGACCUCGGUGCUCACGAUACUAUGCCUGUGGUCUUCCUGCCUACAACAGAAUAUGCCGAAAUUUUGGUCAUGAAGCACCACAACCUGGGGAUUUUCACCAACUGCUACAAGCAUCUAGCCAUCAAGCAGGUUAUAGGUUAUGUAAGAGAAGAAGGAAGUUACCAAGCCACCACAGUUCCUUUUAUUGAAGGACACUUGGACGGCACCUCGAAAAUUUUGGAAUGCGAUGAGGUUCCAAAAACCCUUUACAUCGAAGACUGCAAGUUGAGAUUCCUGCAUGCUGCUGACCUCGAAGAGCUCGUCGUCACUAAAGCAGAAGUUGGAUCCGUUGAAGUAAAGUCGCCCAUGAAUUACGUAAAGUUUGAUUACGCGGAAAUCCAUUACCUCGAAAACGUGGAAUACUUCAAAGAUCCACAAAAGAAGUCGAUGUUUGAGAUGAGCGAUGUGCUUUUCACCUCCAUCUACGGUCUCUACCUGCGAUCUGGAGGCAUCCUCUCCUACUGCCGCGUGCAAACGAAAAUAGCGAAUUUAACGCUAAAUCUCAGUUUACCAACUGACAGCUUGCUCAUCAAAACCACGCACAUCGAACGCAUACCCGAAAACGGCAUAACCAUUGUGCGUGGCAUCUUAAUUUUCGAUGAGGUGACCAUCGUCGACCUGGAGGCCGACGCCAUCAACAUCCAACAUGGCGGCAAGCUUGUCGUCUCAGGAGCGUUAGACCCGCCCAAGCCCUUGGGGUGCAGCGAGUUUGCUCCAUCCAUCGUCGUGCAGUCGCGUUACCAGGUCGUCUUCAUUGGCGCACCUACCCCAAGUUGGCUGUGGAAUUGCGUCAAAGUUAUGCCUGAUGCAAAGUUUGAAGUGGACAUCGAGCAAGGCUACGUUAACCUUAAACCAAGUGACUGUGAACUGGAUUCUCAGUACCAGUAUUCCUGCGAAGCAUACACAGGAAGAGGAGCCAUACUUGGUGGCAACAACAAUUUUGCUGAGGCUCGAGAAGUGUCGAUUAAGGGCGGUCAUCGCCUCAUCGUCAAGGAGCAUUGUCUCGACGAGUUGAAAAUAUAUUCGGUGCCCAGAGUGAAGAUUGCUUUUGUAGAUACUUCUUGCUUCCAUAAACUCGAGGUUCACAAUUCUUCUGUCAACAAACUGUGGAACAACGUAUUCGCAGCAAAAGUAACGGAAUCUCGCAUCAUAGAUUUUCGUCCCACGGCAGAAUUGGAACAAACGUUAAUAACAUCAUCCAAAAUGGACACCAUACGAGCAGGCAUACGGAAUGGAGUUUUCAAUGGAGUGGAUAUUAACACAGUGGAAUCGAUGAGUAUUUCGUCCAACCUAACUAUGAUUCAUACUCUCAUCGACACAUUGCUGGAGUCAUCGAUAUCUAUUUCAUACAAUGCUAUUUUGACCAUCGAUCACUCUUCUAUCAGUAACAUGAAUAUCAAAUGUAUUACAGUAUUUGGAAAUCUCACUAUACUCAAUUCAGUCAUCCAUCACUCGGUCAACGGCAGUAUUGUCGUGCAUCCGGACUCCCACAUUCACUUAGAAAAUGUUACGAUUUCCAGUCAGGUCCCUCACAUAAUCAGCAUGGAAGGACCUGCUAAUUUUGUAUUGAAGAAUAUUCACGUGAAAAACAGAACUAUGCGCGGGGUUCAAAAACUGACACUGGUUAAUGAAAAUUUGGAAGUCGAUGCUGACGUAAGUAAAGCAACUUUGCCACCAUUGAAUGAAGAUUUCCCACCACCAAACAAUGAAAACUCGGAGUGGAUCAAAUUACAAUCAAACGACUCGACAGUGCCCGACCGUGACGACAUUUUGCAACCGGAAGAAAUUAGUCCUAAAAAAAGAGUUGAAAAGGAAGUGGUCUACUCGGUCAUGAAUGGUUCUGUACACGAUGCGAAAAUUUUUGAACAUGUUAAAUUCGAUGUGAUGAAUCAUGACGUGGAUGGAAAGUCUGGUAAGGCUGUAGACACAAUGGAUAUCGCGCAACGUAGCGAAGAAGCCGUGAUAAAUCCUACUGAAACAGUGAAGGCAACCACAAAGGAGACGUAUGCAGUGGUGGAUCUUGUAAAGCAAUCCAAGACUUGGAGUGCUGAAAAUCUUGAGGCGAGUACCCACAAGCCAAUGCAUCCCCAAGCUGCAAAAGCUACAGACAACGGAAAGACCAACGCAAUCCCCACUUCCCAGCCUUCAGGCGCAGGAUUGUUGGUGGUCUUCCUCGUCAUGUUUUUCGCAGCAAUUUUAUUGCUCAUCAUUGUGAUGAUGUACUACAAGAAAUACAUGAAUCUUCGCACCGAGAAUCAGACGCGUGCCUACCAGCCCAUGGCACUUGGGAGCCGCUCCGACGCAAGCGAGUCUCAGGCGGAGGGAGAACACGCUUCUGUGGAGCUAAAGUCUACCGUGGCAGUGACGUUCAAAGCUGCCCCUCUACAGAGGGAGACAUCGCCCACCUUCGCCGAGGACGACACUACGAUGGCAAUCGCGGACAGGGUCAAUUUGGUACAGUAAAUUACUGUACAGAGACAAUAGCCGCUCUCCAGAGCUUUAUAUCGAAAUCUUUGAGCUGUAACUUGCACUAAGCUAGUUAUGGGAGGUCCUGAUCUCAUUUUACUGUCCAUAAAAAAGGUAAAGUUUCCUGUGCUAAGAAAUAGAAUAAGGCAAUCGUUAAAUAAACAGAUUUUAUAAA